This is a messenger RNA of Nelumbo nucifera (sacred lotus), 1153 nucleotides long. RefSeq lists its product as uncharacterized. Lineage: Eukaryota; Viridiplantae; Streptophyta; Magnoliopsida; Proteales; Nelumbonaceae. The record is from RefSeq and is a predicted model, not a curated record.
AGAAACUCCUGUUCUCUCUCUCUCUCUCCAGAACUCGGGAUUUGGCGAGCACCUGUAAUGGCGGAAGAAUCAGAAACUCGGGUCUCAAACCCUCCACCCUCUUCGCUACCCAAGUCAUCUGAAGAAAAUCUCAAGCAGUCUCAGUCUCAGGUACCUGCAUUUCCUUUUUUCCCUGCUUUUCCCAAUGGUGAACUUCAGAUGUAUCCAAUCAUGUACCCUGCACUUGCCCCAGGGUUAAUCCCUGUGCAGAACCAGGAACACAGUAAUCGUGGUGCUGGCAUAUAUGCUGUUCCUGUUCUUCCAUUCAUGGGGCCAAUGUCUGGAAUUCCAACCAACACUCUUAUUCCCCUUACCUACAGUCUACCAACAAGGACAGCUGCUCCUGAGGGUGGAGCAGUCAAUGAUGAACAUGGCCAAGACGUUCGGCAACAGCAUGCCCCACAAAGACAAGUUGUUGUAAGGAGAUUUCAGUUUGCAUUUCAGAUUGACUUGUUGCUCAUACUGAAGCUGUUAGCUGUUAUUUUCGUGUUCAACCAAGAUGGAUCAAGACAAAGACUCAUUCUUCUUCUCUUUUUUGCUUUAGUCGUGUAUCUAUACCAGACUGGGGCUCUUACACCACUGAUACGGUGGCUUUCACAAGGCAUGCAGAGGCCAGUAGCACCUCCACAACCACGACCUGGAGUCAGAGCUGAGAAUGGCCCUGCUCCUGCUAGGCCGGAGGAUGAGAAUGCUGCUCCAGGAGAGGCACAACCUGGAGUCGGAGAUGACCUUCAGCAUGAGGAUGACGCUAAUCAACAAGUUGAAAAUGAGAAUCGGCCAGAACCUGGUGCAGGGAAUGGUGUCAACUGGUUGGGGAUAGCAAAGGAGAUCCAAAUGAUUGUUGUUGGAUUUAUCACUUCUCUUCUUCCAGGGUUUCACAACGUUGAUUAGCAAUCUGUACUGUCACCAACUUACCGAGUUAAGGGAAUAUCACUUGUAAUCUUCUAUGCUUGAAAUCCUUAUACCAUCUUCGGAAUGAUUCGUUAUUUUCUCCCUGCCCCCUUUUUUCUUCUUUCUUUCUUUUUUUAUUUUUUAUUUUUGAGGGUUGGGGGCGUGGAGGUGGUUAACGAUGUGCAACAAAAAUAGUAAUUAUGAUUAGUUUAAUUUAAUCCAA